GGAUCCAAUUUGUUGUUUUAUAAAGAGCUUCUUUUUCAUUGAGAAAAAAUACAGAGACACAAGUCAUGGAGAAGAUGAGAAUUGUAAUGUUGCCAUACUUAGCUUAUGGCCACAUCACACCUUUUCUUGAACUAGCCAAGAAACUCUCAAACAGAGGUUUCUCCAUUCACAUAUGUUCUUCUCCCAUCAAUCUUAGCUUCAUCAAGGCAAAAAUCCCAGAAAAGUACUCUUCCUCAAUUCAUUUAGUUGAAAUUCACUUACCAAAUUUACCAGAACUUCCUCCUCAUCACCACACUACCAAUGGCCUUCCAAAUCAUCUUAAACAAACUCUUUUUAAAACACUUAAGAUGACCAAACCACAGCUUCACCAAAUCUUGAGUGAUUUAAAACCUGAUUUUUUUAUUUAUGAUAUCAUGUUACUAUGGUCAGCUGUAGUUGCAUCUUCACUCAACAUCCCAUCAUUAAGAUUCUACACUGUAAACGCAGCCAUUUUUAGUUAUUUUUUCCAUUUUUAUUUCAAUCCAGGAGAGGAAUUCCCUUUCCCAGCUCUCUAUAUGAGGGAUUAUGAGCUAGCGAAGAUGACACAUGAAGUUGCUGAUGAUGCGGAGGUUGAAGUUGACAGAGACAAAGUUACUGAAUCAGAUAAAUUUGUGCUUGUUCAUAGCACUAAAUCAAUAGAUGGGAAGUACAUGGAUUAUCUUUGCGGAACAGGGCAAGCAAAAGUUGUACCAAUUGGAACAGAAUCUCCUGAAGAUGGUGUUGGUGAUGUUGACAAGAUUGAUAUCGAACUUGUCAAAUGGCUUGAGAAGAAAACAGAGCAUUCAACUGUUUACGUUUCAUUUGGGAGUGAGUAUUUCUUAAGCAAAGAAGAAAUGGAAGAGGUAGCUUAUGGAUUAGAGGUUAGCGGUGUAGAUUUCAUAUGGGUUGUUAGGUAUCAAAAAGGGGAACAAGUAGAACUUCCACAAGGUUUUAAAGAAAGAAUUGGAGAUAGAGGAAGGAUCAUUGAAGGAUGGGCUCCGCAACAAAGAAUUCUAAAGCAUUCAAGUAUUGGUGGAUUUGUAACGCAUUGUGGUUGGAAUUCGACAUUAGAGAGCAUAGAAUUUGGUGUUCCAAUCAUAGCUAUGCCUAUGCUUUAUGAUCAGCCUUUGAAUGCUAGAUUGAUGGUCGAAAAUGGAGUAGCUGUUGAGGUCCCAAGAGAUGAAAAAGGGAAUCUUGAUAGAGUUAACAUAGCUGAGAAAAUUAAACAUGUGAUUCGUGACGAAACAGGGGAGAAUUUGAGGAAGAAGAUGAAUAAUCUUGGUGAGAAUGUGAGAUCUCAAAGAGAAGAGGAGAUGGAUGGAGUUGUUAAGGUUAUACAACUCUUGAUUGAUGAGAAGAAGGGGACCUUAUCAUCGGAGAAAUCAUAACAAUAACAUAUUCAGUAUAAUCGAGAGUAAUAAAUUUUUUCACUAUUUUCCAAUUUUAUUUUAGUUGUUUUGUACUACUUCAAUAAAGGUACAAAUGGAUUUUAUUUUUGAUGUUUUGUACUACAUCAAUAAAAGCCACUUUUCAUUUGCUUCC
This is a messenger RNA of Solanum pennellii, 1560 nucleotides long. Its product is annotated as beta-D-glucosyl crocetin beta-1,6-glucosyltransferase-like. The transcript has a single exon. NCBI's taxonomy places the organism in Eukaryota, Viridiplantae, Streptophyta, Magnoliopsida, Solanales, Solanaceae. The record is from RefSeq and is a predicted model, not a curated record. The coding region runs from base 66 to 1406 and encodes 446 amino acids. Gene Ontology annotation, molecular function: UDP-glycosyltransferase activity.